Molecule: messenger RNA, 4710 nt
Organism: Tetrahymena thermophila SB210
Lineage: Eukaryota; Ciliophora; Oligohymenophorea; Hymenostomatida; Tetrahymenidae
Product: translation initiation factor eIF3 subunit
Exons: 17
Biological process (GO): organelle organization
Molecular function (GO): protein binding
Source: RefSeq, a predicted model, not a curated record
AUGGCUAGCAAUGAUAAUUCCAAAAUUAGUUAGAGUGCUCUUGCUGCUUUACAACGAUAUUGCCAAUAAAAUAAUUAUAUACGCUGUGAAAAAUUGAGCUAGAGUGGUUAUGCAUGGAACUAAAGAAUUUUGUUCGUGAAUAGCUAAUAUAUAGCUUAUUAUAAUGUUACUAAAAGCUUCGAUGAAAAUAAGUUUAAAUAAAAAGUAUUGUUAAGUAAUUUAACUCAGCUAAGUCAUCCCACAAGUGAAAUAUCUCUUUAAAGAGCAAAAAAUUGUAUUACAAUAGUUUUUUAAACUAAAUACUGCCAAAACUAUAAGAGUAAAAGAAAUUCAAAUGAAUCAGAAAAUGAUUAAGAUAUUGGGCAUACACUUUGGAUAUUUAAAUUUGAUCCUAAGAAAUAUGAUAUAUUUACAGAGUAAAUCCCUAAUUAAUUCUAAAAUUCCGAGCAGAACGAGGGUUAAUAAUAAUAUUAAUAAUAAUAAAAAUUGAAUGCAAAUUAAGAUAGUAGCUUAAUCAUGUAGAAUAAUUAAAAUAUCUAGUAGCAGUAUUAAAUGUAAUAAUCAAGGUAUGGAUAACAAUAAAAUGCAAGCGUUGUAGCUAGCAGAUAUAAAUAGAGUCCUCAAAGAUAGCAAGCAAAUUUAUAAAAUGAUAAGGAAAGUAAAAAGAAAAGAAUGAGAAUCAAAUGGGAUUACCGAUAUAACAAUUUAUGGGAAGAAUACUACUCUGUUUUUAUGGAAAAUAAGAAUAAAUCGAAUUAUAAUUUUGAUUUAGAUUUUGAAAAUAAAUUUGGUUUAAAGCUAUUUGCUUUUAUAGGGGAGUUCAGAAAGCAAGCAGUUGAAAAUGUUAGGAAUAUAAUUCAUGAGCUCAUAUUUCCUGUUAAACUUAGAAGAUACUUAGAAGUUAAAAACAAUCAUCCUAUGUACUAAUUUAAGAAUAGAAACGAAAGAGCAUACUUAGUAGAUGGAAUUUUCAUAAGAGUGGCUUAAAUAGAGAUAUUUUCCAAGGAGUCCCUAUAAUUAAAAAAGAGAAGUGAUUCAUCUUAAAAAAAUUAAAUGAAAGAUAUCAUCUCAGAUACCCAAGAAAACAAAUAAGUAAGCAGUUAAUAGACUGAAAUAUACCGUAAUUUAGAAACGAAGAUGAUUGCUCACGAAUUCCGAUCAAAUGACAUAAUUGCAGAUGCAAUUCAUUAAUUUAUUAUGAGUUCUAUUGAAUCAUUUGAGAAGACUAAGGAUAACUAAGAAAUCAAGGAAAAGGACCUCUUUUCUUUAAGGAUCCCAUUAACAUGCUAAAUUGACUAUUUAGGUUUUACAUGCUUGUGCUCAACAGUUGCACCUUUACUUCUUCCUCUAAAGAAGAAGCAGAUAAGAUAACAAAAUGAAGAUGAUUUAGAAAACUUGAUAAGGUCUGAAAAAAACGCUAAUAAUCUUAGCUUAAUUCAUGGGUUAACGAGAAAUGGUGUUUAUUUAGAAUAUGAAAGCUAAAAACUAAUUGAUGAUUUAGAGCUACUAGGAGAUUGCUUAAAGCUUAAACCUUUUUAAAUUAAUGGUAUUCGAGAUAAGAUUUCCAAAUAAAUUAAUGUUUAUAUUUCUUUGCUUACAGAAGUUCAUUGCCUAAAAAAUAAAGAUUUGAUCUAGAGUGAUAUUAAAAACGAAGUAGAAGGAGAAACUAGGGAUAAGAAACUUAAGAGAUUAAAAAUUCUUCAUAGCAAAUAGAAAAAAAGCGAUAAAAGUGAUAUUUAAGAGCAUAAUAAAUUUUAUUUAAUGAAAACUGCUACAACGUUCCCUUUAUAAGUUGACGUUGACGGAGAUAAGUAAAAAAUGGAUCUUUUUAAAAACAGACUAAGACCUGAAUUUUUAUCAAUGAUUCAAUGCUCUUUAUCUAAUGGAGCGUUUUUAAAUUCAAAUAACUCAGUAAACACUGAUUAAGAUGACUUGCUUCUUGCUUCAGCUUGUCUCAAAUUAAUGAGUGAUGGCAUUAAAAAUUUGGUAGAGGAUCUUCAAAACAUGGUUAUCUAGCCAAUAGGAACUGAAUAACUUUCUUACUAUUUUCAUUUUUAUGGAGUUAACAUGAGACACCUUGGAAAGGUAGCUAGCAGAAGCAAUCUACCUCAUAUUAAAGAAAUUUGCAUAACAGACAUGAUUGCAAGAAGCUCAAAAAAAAUUUUGAGGGCAAAUCUUGCUAAACUUAUUGUUAAUCACUAUUCACAAUCCUAAGGAUAUUCUACAUACGAAAUAUCCUAAAAAAUAGAAAAUUUAUUGAAAAGAGAUGAUACAGUAAAGGAAUAUAGUGAAUACGAUUAUGAAAGAGAAUUUAUCACAGUUUAAGAUAAUAUUGAUUAUAACAAGGGUAAAACUAGUAGCAUUGAUAAGAGAAUAUCCGAUGGUGAUAAAAAACCAGCUGGUAAAAAUGGUAUAGUUCAAAGAGAAAACUCAGAGGAUGAACACAUAAAUCUAUCAGAUUAGAAAAAGUAAGAUGAUGAUCAAAUAUAUGAAGAGGAACAUGAAUUUUAAUAGCGAUUUGAUGAAAAUAUUUAAUCUAUUAAGAAUGAGAUGGCUUAUAAAUUUCAAGAAGUUCUAAAAGAAGCACACCUUGAAUGUUUAAAUCUAAUGUUUACGAAAGAUUAGCAGUCAAUUGAUUUUUGGAAUGAGAUUCUGAUACCUCAAAUUUAGUAAGAUUUUGAUUAUACAAUCACAUAUGAAUAAGCAUCUAGCCUAUCACAUGGAUAUCUUUUGCAUGCUAUUUCCUACCAUUGGAGAUUAUCAUUUAACAAAAAAUAUGAAAUUAAAAUCUUUGAUAAAAUACAACCUUCUGAUCAUAACAAUUUUAUUGAUAUUCAUGUUCAUAGUAAGGUCUACCAAUUUAGAACUUUAAAAAUUAAUUAAAUUACUAAAGACUACAACAAAUGCAUAAACUUAGGUUAAUAUGAUGAAGCAAUUACAUAUAUGAAAAUCAAAAAGAAAAAUUAUUAGUUAACGUACGAUAAAAUCUUGACUGCACCUGCACCACAUUUAGAAAAUGAUUUGACUGUUGAAAUAGUCGAUGCUAACUUGAUGAAAUUAGAUGCAAAAAAUAAAGAAUUAUAAAAUUAAAAAACGAAAAAAGGAAAUAGAUAUAGAAGCUACUCAAAAAGAUAAUCACCUCCAAGUUCUCCAAGUAUUCAAUCUUAAGGAACCAAUCCCUUUUAGCGAGAAAUGGAUGAGGAAAAGCUGUUGUAAGAAAUGAUAAAAGAUAUAAAAAAUGUUUUGGCUACUUUGCCCUUAAAGCAUGCAUAUAGCAUAAAACCUAUGAGGACUUUGAUAAAAAUUUAUACAUAUAUUAAUAGCAAUACAAAAAAUACUAAUUUAAAAGAAUAGAAUAUAAAAGAUUGUAUGGAUCUAUAAAAUUAUAUGUUAGAGUAUAUUAAAUAUCAUUUAGGUGAUCACCACCCACUUAAUGCAGACUUAUGUGCUAUCUAGUCAGAUUAUAACUUUUUAGUUCAAGAAAAUGAAAAAGCUCUUCAAAGUCUUAGUGAUGCUAUCAAAAUAUGUAAAACCAUAUUAGGAGGAAACCAUGUUAAAAUGUCUGAUCUUUACUAAAAAUAAGCUAUCAUUUUUCUUAACUAAAAAUAAAAUCAAAAGGCACUUUAAUUUUUUUAGUUGUCUAAAUCAAUUAUCGAAAAUAAAUUUGGUCCUGAGUCAAUAAACUACGGAAAAAUAUGUUAUGAGAUUAGUAAAAUUUACUUUAGCACAUCUGAUCUCUAAUAAGGAAUUUAACUCUGUAAGCAAGCAUAUUAAAUUUUUUACUAACAUGGAGAAGAUUAUAUUAUGUAAUCUUUAAAUUGUUGCAGAUAAUGUUGUGAAGCUGCUCUCAAUUUAAGAUAGCCUAAAGAAGUUAUUGAAUAUGCAGAGAAAACAUGGGAUAUUUUAAAAUAAUUUGAUAAAAAACUAAAGAAAUCUUAAAGGAUUUCUUACUUAGAAUUCAUCUUUGAAGCUCUCCUUAGGAUUGUUAUUUAUUCUUUAAGGCCCGAAGAAAGAAAUUAUUUAUUUUGCAUUCUUUUAUAUUGUUCUACUGAAAAGAAUCCUUUUAGGCAUAUUGUUAAUGUGUAAGAAAAUAAAUCUAAAAAUGAAAAUUCCGUUCAGAAUUCAAGUGUAGAAAGAUAACCCUCUAACAUAGAUUCAUCAAUAUCUUAAAUAGGGUCACCAGAUUCAAGGAUGAGAGGCAAAACUAGCUUUGAUCUAAACUUAGAGGAAUACGAGUAAAAUUAUGAAGAUAACACUCUCAAUAUAUUUGAAGACUAUAGAUAAAGAGUAAAAAAGCUAAAGAUUUAAGAUUUAAACUAGGAUUAGCUAGAGAGAGCAAGUUUGUACCCAGACUAUAGAAUUUUCAAUCCUUAAUAAAUUUUUGAAUAAUUUGAUUAAUAAAAUUAAGUAGAUGUUGAGAAUAAAAAGAAAGAUUUAUUUGAAUAAUUAACAAAAGAUAUCUCAGUUAGUGCUCUUGAUAUUAUAAAAAACAUGUUUAUUGAUAUACUUUCAAAAAAAUAUAUUAUCCCUCUGAAAGAUUUUUUCAUCAAUUUCAAAAAAUAUUUAGCUAAAAAUAAUGACUAUGAGAAGUUAGAGUAACUUGAUUUAUACAAAACGUUUAUUGAAAUAUAUGGUUAUGUAUUCUUCUAUAAAUAGUUAAAUAAUGCUGAAUUCAGCAAAUAUAAAAUAUUGGAUUAUGAUCCUAAAUGA